This is a messenger RNA of Arabidopsis thaliana (thale cress), 243 nucleotides long. RefSeq lists its product as uncharacterized. The transcript is spliced from 3 exons. Lineage: Eukaryota; Viridiplantae; Streptophyta; Magnoliopsida; Brassicales; Brassicaceae. Bases 149 to 187 code for a protein of 12 amino acids. The record is from RefSeq and is marked reviewed.
UCGGGAUCCAAGGGUUUUGAUUUUGGGUCGGUGAUAUUCUGACGAAAUCGAAGAAGGCUAUCAAGUGGCAAUUCAUAUCUCAAUUUGGAGACGGGAACAUUACUGUGCCGUAAUAUCAUGUGAAGUUUGGUUCAAGAAGCAAAAGCAAAUGAGAGUCGUGUAUUCUGCUUUAUGUAGGUAUCUUUGAGGUCCAGAGAACAAAAUUUUCGGAGGUGAUUUUUAUAGCCAAAAGCAUAUGAGAGG